This is a messenger RNA of Fusarium oxysporum Fo47, 1160 nucleotides long. RefSeq names its product enoyl-CoA hydratase echA. The coding region runs from base 192 to 1064 and encodes 290 amino acids. The record is from RefSeq and is a predicted model, not a curated record. The transcript has 2 exons. Gene Ontology annotation, molecular function: enoyl-CoA hydratase activity. Lineage: Eukaryota; Fungi; Ascomycota; Sordariomycetes; Hypocreales; Nectriaceae. Gene Ontology annotation, biological process: fatty acid beta-oxidation. Gene Ontology annotation, cellular component: mitochondrion.
AGCUUAAGCUCCCCGGUUAUCGAAUGCAAGUCCAAUACUUACUUAUUAUAGCUCCUCACUGAUCAAAUUCUUAACUUAUACAAUAGUAACCGUACCAACUCCUUCAGUUGUGGAACCAACAGAUAACGUUUUUACAUCACAAUAUUGAUCGUUGACUAUCUUUCUCAUCAUUUCCAUUCUCUAGUAUCACAAUGAACACUUUCCGGUGCAUGAGACCAGUGGCAGCUCGGGUGGCCUUCCAAAGGUCUACUCUUCCUCGCGUUGCUCGAGCUUACAGCUCGACGACUUAUGAGUAUAUCCAGGUUUCUCAACCCAAGCCCGGUGUUGGACAAGUUACCUUGAACCGUCCUAAGGCCCUCAACGCCCUAUGCGCGCCUCUUAUCAAAGAGCUCAACCAGGCUCUUCUUGAAUUUAAUGUGGCCGACGAUACGUCAGUCAUUAUUUUAACCGGCUCCCAAAAGGCGUUUGCAGCUGGUGCUGAUAUCAAGGAGAUGGCCCCGCUUACCUUCGCCGAAGCUUACACCAAGUCCUUCAUCGAGUCCUGGUCAGACCUCACCACUCAGGUGAAAAAGCCAAUCAUCGCUGCAGUUUCGGGGCAUGCCCUUGGUGGAGGCUGCGAGCUCGCCAUGAUGUGUGAUCUCAUCUAUUGUACUGAGAAUGCGAACUUCGGCCAACCCGAGAUCAAGCUCGGGACUGUUCCUGGAGCUGGUGGCAGCCAGCGCCUUACUCGUGCCAUCGGCAAGUCAAAGGCAAUGGAACUCAUUCUGACCGGAAAGUCACUUUCUGGUGUCGAUGCAGAGAAAUGGGGACUCGCUGCCAGGGUGUUUCCCACGUAUGAGGCUCUGAUGGAGGAGACGCUCAAGACAGCCGAGACAAUCGCUGGCUACUCCAAGGUGGCUGUUCAAGCCGCCAAGGAGGUUGUCAACAAGAGCCAGGAUCUGGCCCUACGUGAUGGUGUCGAGUAUGAGCGGCGAGUCUUCCACAGCUUGUUUGGUAGCCAAGAUCAGAAGAUUGGCAUGAAGGCGUUCGCAGAAAAGAAGAAGGCUGAGUGGAGUCACUCAUAAGCGCUAUUUGGAAUUUAGGGAUGUGCCUUGACGGCGUUUAUAUAAAAAAUAUGAAUGCAAGACCCAUUGCAGAUAUGGAAAACCGCCACGACGUCC